AUGUUCUCGCCACGGCAAUGUCCGUCGCUGCAUGAGCUUGGCCUUUCACAGCAUUUGGUCCGGGCUAUCAGGAGCCUCUACGAUAACACUGGGCCCUUGGAAAAGCGGCGGUGGUUGACCCGGCCAGUUCGACAGUAUCGUGCAACCCUGGGCGCAAUGGGCAGCGAUGCCUUCCUUGGAGAGAGCUUGACCGAAAGUUCGUUCGAUGGCCAACUGGAGAAUGUUGAAGCUCGAAGGCCAUCUACGCCGGUUGGCGGCUGCGUCAGCCAGUCUCGGCCCUCCUCGGCGUGUCGGGUUGGGGGUCCACCUGGGGUGGCUUCGAGGCCUGCUUCAGCAAACAAGGUGUCGCGAGGAGUGGGACCUCGCCUAUGGGCGCCAGGUGCACCAUAUCAUUCAUGCCGAUCACGACGGCCAUGGUCUGCACGCAGUAGUCAGACUUCAGCUACUAGCCUGGGUGGGUCUACCAAGGGUCUCGCUCAGUACGUGCCCGAAGGACAGGUGGCAUGCGGUACAUGUGACUGCACUGUCGAUUCGACCUGCUUCAAUUGCAUGUGCUCCAUGGCGGAGCCGCCUCUUCUUCGAAGACAGGGGAGGAGGCCUAGCGAUGUGCUGCUCAUGCAGCGUUCUGCGAGUGCGAGGCGUCGGCCUGCCGCUCGGCCCACCGCUGUCACACAGGCUGAAGAGCUGCAACCAGGUCGUGAUGUACGAGCCCGCCAAAUGAAGCAGGCUCGCAUCCGCGACUGGUUGGCCAGGAAAGAAGCUGAGCUCGAGGCAAGACGUCGGCAAAGACAGGCAGAGGUAGCCUUCUUUGACAAGUCUUGCUUCGGGAAGUGGGGAAGCUCCAUCUCCUAG
Messenger RNA from Symbiodinium sp. CCMP2592, 852 nucleotides. NCBI's taxonomy places the organism in Eukaryota, Dinophyceae, Suessiales, Symbiodiniaceae. The record is from the annotation of a GenBank genome assembly.